Triticum dicoccoides is the source of this 1840-nucleotide messenger RNA. RefSeq names its product protein argonaute 1A-like. NCBI's taxonomy places the organism in Eukaryota, Viridiplantae, Streptophyta, Magnoliopsida, Poales, Poaceae. Gene Ontology annotation, molecular function: protein binding; RNA binding. The record is from RefSeq and is a predicted model, not a curated record. The transcript is spliced from 5 exons. Bases 49 to 507 code for a protein of 152 amino acids.
GUGACCGUGCCGGUGACGGCGACCGCGGCCGUGGUUACUACAAGGGAGAUGGCGGUGGCCGUGGGUACUACCAAGCAGGCGGUGAUGGCGGCUGUGGCCGUGGGUACUGCCAAAGAGGCUGCAAGAGCCUGUACACUGCCGACGAGCUGCGGUUCAACACCAAGGAAUUUGAGGAGAGAUCUCAUACGUGGCACUAAUGGUCUUCAUUAUCUGAAGAUUAAGAAGGCCCUCAGGGGUCCGAGAGUUGUGGUCACCCACCAAGUAGAGGUGCGCAGGAAAUACCGCAUCGCUGGCUUGACAAAUCAGUCUAGCAGAGAUUCGAGGUUCGAAUUAUCGACCGGCGAAACCAAGCCUGUGAGGGACUUCUUUCGAGGAACCUACAAGCUGCAACUACGUUACGUUUUCUCCCCUGCCUGCAAGUUGGUACAGAGCAGAAACCCAACUAUCUUCCAGUGGAGGUCUGCAAUAUAUAGUUUCAGGACAGCGGUACCAAAAGAAGCUCGAUGAUAGCCAGGUUUCUAAUAUAAUGGCGACAGCCUGCCAGGGUCCAGCUGGGCGCGAGGCCUCCAUUCGCAAGUCUGCUCUGGACAAAAAAUAUAAUACUGCCAACGUGCAAAUGAGUUUGGUAUAGAAGUUGCAAACAACCCAACUCCUGUUCAGGCUAGAAUUCUGCCUGCUCCAAUGGUAACUAACCCUACUUCCAAUAUUUGCAGUGCUCUUCUUUGCCAUCUUGUACUACUACUUCUCUGGUCAGCUUGACGACGGCGACGACGAUGGCUAGAACAGUCCACGGCCUGAACAUGUCUACUUAUGAAAAUACAUCAAGAAAAUAUUGAAAUUGUUCUUGACACAAAUCACUUGGAUCCGGGAGGUAGGUGGUCAUAGCGCUAGAGGCCAGUGGUGGCCACGUAGGUUGCAAGCAGAUGAACAAACUUCAGUAGCUGUAUACUGACUGCUGAACCAAUAGAAUUUAUCACACAUAAGUAUGAACUGCACCAUCGCCCCCAUUAGUGAUCGGACACCUGACCAAAACACACAUGUGAGGUAUUUGAUAUGAAUCUACGUUGUUUGCCUAACAAAGUAAGCCGGCGCCUAGCAUAUAGACAGAAAUAAUAGCAUUGUUAGACAGGUUAAUAAAGCAGCACAAAGUUCAGAGCGAGAAAAACUUAACAUCUCCUAGCAGUUUCAUCAUCCAACUAGGCAUGGUAGCAGAUACAAGAUGGCAUUUCAGUUAUAGCAAUCCUUGUCAUGAGAUAAUUGGGCCAACGGGUUGAACCUAAUGAUGAUAUAUGGCCUUGGUUUGGGAUUAUAUUGUGCAACAUGAUCCUCCAGCAGAUGAACCAUAGGUACAUUGAUGAUCUGAAUUUCAGAUGCAGGAAUUCCUCUCAUAUUCGGAGUGUGCUAAGCUAUUCGAAUUUGAUUUUCAGGAUUACAUUCAUCAUUUUGGAUGUGCUGCCCCAAGAAUUAGAGUUUAUCAUCCCCCUUGGUGUAAUCAAUUCUGCGCUGACUGUGCACUUGUGCGUACUUUUCAAUAUUUUGUUUUAUGUAUAUUGCGCAAGUUUCCAUGACGUCCAUUAGAAGGUUCUUUCUUAAGAAGAACGAUAGAAGCACUAGAUUACUGGCAUUACUGUGUGCAACAAAAUAAGACAGUUUGAACAAAAGUAAAAAAUAUAUGCCAUCUAAUAGUAUGAUUCAUGUAUGUUCAAUGGAACCUAGUCAUGCAUAGCAUGCAUCGUAAGCUAAUCAGUGAGGCACAAACAUGUUUCCGUUUUUUGGAUGAACAAACGAAAUUAUGUAAUUUCAAUUUUCAUUUGAAAUACCAACAUAAAGAGAUUUUUUU